AUGGAAAGGUAACAUUUUACUUUCUCUUAUCUUUAGUCUACUUUUGUUUUGUGAAAGUUUGAAAUCAGUAAAUCGAUUUGUUUUCGAAUUAAAAGCGAAAAACGGACAUUGCUUUAGGUUUUUGAAUAUUUAAAGCGCUUAAAAGUAGACAGUGGUGGAAUAGGGCUAUUGUAAAAGCUAUAUUAAGUGUUUUAGUUAACCAAUAUUACAUUAUUUUAUAUUUAACGUAUACGGUAUAGUUAAGUUUUAAAUGAUUUAUGUUUUUUACAUCCGAUUUGUCUAUGUGAGUUUAAAUGUAAACAUUACAUAUGCGUACAUACUAUAAUAUUUUUAUAAGAUAUAUUAAAUUAAAGUGUCAAUUUCAAUAUUUUUAAGCUAUUUCAAGUUUUUUUACUCAAGCCAAUAAGAUAAGUCAAACAAGAAAAAUAAUUUAGGCCGUUACCAUCGUUGAUAUGUGAACGAACAGUGUCUGUAAAGUACCAAUAUGGCAAUUUUCCAAAGUUUGUUAUCAAUUUGGACCCGGAAUUCUAUUACUCGAAAGAAGGCUCAAACGAAAAGAUUACACAGCUCUUGAUGCAGUUUAAUAUAGAAGAAAGUGUAAGUAUAUCUUUGUGAAUAUGUUGGUAAGGAAUAUUAGGCAGAAUUCAGUCUUAAUAGAGAGGAAGGAUAGAGUGACAACAUAACUAACUAGUAACUUUACACUUGUUUUUUAGAAAGUAAAGGUAAAUUAACUUUUAUAUAUAUAAACGUGUAUAUACACAAUACCAACUAAACAUCUUACACAUAUCAUUUAAUUUUUACUUUUCAGAACGACAAAACCUACUUCAAUUUGAAAGUAAGACUAUUUUUAAAAUCGUUUAUAUUAUUAUAAAAAAACUAGGCGAGAGAUAAACUUACAAUUAUAUAUGAUUGUCAUUUUAGUGUUUGAAUGAAGAAUUCAGUUCAGACUGGAGUAAAGUAGACGUGUUUGUAUAUUCAACACAUUGGAUUGGGUACCUUAACCAAAGAUGGAGCGACCCUAAUAAUUUUAGACGAGUAAAUGAUAUUUUAAGUUUAAUGUUUGUGGUUUUUCUAGACUUAUAUACAACAUAAGUGUAUACAAUGUAUACGAAAAAUUAUGCUUGCAAGUAACAAAGUUAAGUUUAGAAGAUUGUUUUCUUCGACGAAUCUUAUUAUACGACUGGUAAUACCUUACAUCUGGACUUUAAAAUUACUAUAACCAAGCUGGUAAGUUUACUUUUAAAUUUUUUUAAUAUCAUAUUAAUCUUUAAUUGUAUACAAUUUUCAAUUAUACUACAGAUAUAAGAGAAGGUAUGUAUACAUAAUAUUUAAUUUUCAGACAGUCAGCUUAAUGCAGCCUCGAUUAAAUUACCUGGGGCUACUUAUGAAUGAUGAAUUGAGUGAUUUUACAUUAAUUUGUCCAGGAAAAGACAACGAACAACAUAAAAUACCAGUACAUCGUAUCUUAUUGUAUCAGUCAUCACCGUAUUUCAGAAGCUUGUUUUCUAAUUUCGAAAAUUUUAAAGAAAAUCAAGCUGGAUCUUCGUAUAUAGAUGUAGAUUAUAAUGUAAGUCUUUUUUUAUACUGUAUUUUUUAUUUUUAAUGCAUUUUUACUGAAGCUAUUAUACGUGUGAUAAGGUAUAUUUUAAUAUGCUGGCAAUGAGAUGCCUUUUAUCUUAUUGUCACCUUUUUAUAAAUUUACUCACAGUACAGUAGACUCCAAGUUUUUACCCAAAUUUGAUCUUCAGGCAAUAUACGAAAUACUCUAUUUCAUGUAUACGGGUAAUCUGAGUAAAACCAUCGAUGACAAUAUAGCAGAAGCAGGAGCAGCGUCAGAGUACUUCAUGAUGGACGAGCUAACUAAUGCCCUUCAAGAGAAAACAAAACUUUGUUUGACGCAGGACAACGCUGGUACUAUUCUAGAAUCAGCACUGGCGUGUCGGGUUGAUAAUGUAGCUCAAAUAGCUUUUAAAUUCAUUAAGAAGGUGAUGACUAAACAGCAGAAGGUAAUUUUCAUUUUUAAGUCGUUUUUCAAAAAAGUCUUCUUUGCACCGUGCCGACCUUUUUUUCCGACCUCCUUUGAUCGCUCAGUACAACUUAUGUAUGGUUCAGCUUAUCUACUACUAGACCACGCGACACCCUUUAAAUUCUACUUUGAAGCUACUAUUAUCAAAAACAGAAUUUGUAAAUAUUUUAUUUUCAGGAACAAGUAUUUGCUGAUAUUUGUGGAAAACUGCCGAGUCAGUUCGCGGAGUUUGUAGCCAGUUUAGACUAA
Messenger RNA from Bursaphelenchus okinawaensis, 2275 nucleotides. The record is from the annotation of a GenBank genome assembly. NCBI's taxonomy places the organism in Eukaryota, Metazoa, Nematoda, Chromadorea, Rhabditida, Aphelenchoididae.